AUGGAAAUAUUUAUUAUAGAUGAAGAACUAACCUACUUUUUCAAACAAUCUAAACUUAGGUCAAAAGUUAAUGAGAAAUUAGGUUUAUUUUGUUUAGAAUUAUUGAUAAUGAAAAUCGACGAAUCAAAUGGAACUACAAACAGUAAUAUUGUUAGAGAAUUAAAAAGAGCAACUACAGUAAAUUAUGUUUAUGAAGAUGAAGAGUCAAAGGGUAAAAUGAAACCAUUAAAUGGAUUUGUUGGUCCAAUGUUAACAGAUUUAUAUCAAAUUACGAUGGCAUAUUCACUUUGGAAGAAUAAUAGACACGAAAUCCCAUCAGUAUUUGAUUUGUAUUUUAGAAAAUCACCAUUUGGUGGCGAAUUUACAGUUUUUGCAGGUUUAGAAGAGGUAAUCAGAUUUGUAAAUGAUUUUCACUAUACCAAAGAAAAUUUAAAUCAUAUUCGUGAAAUGAUCCCAGAAUGUGACGAAGAGUUUUUAGAAUAUCUUGGCAAGUUAGAUUCAUCAAAAGUUACCUUAUAUGCCAUUAAGGAGGGUAGUGUUGUGUUCCCAAGAAUUCCCUUGCUUCGUGUCGAAGGUCCAAUGAUUUUAUGUCAACUGUUUGAAACUACACUUUUAUGUUUAAUUAAUUUUGCUAGUUUGGUAGCCACUAAUGCCGCACGUCAUCGUAUUGCUGUUGGUAAAGAUAAAGUAAUGCUAGAGUUUGGUUUAAGAAGAGCCCAAGGACCUGAUGGGGCAAUGUCUGCUUCACGUUACUCUUAUUUAGGGGGUGCUGAUGGUACUUCAAAUGUGUUAGCCUAUUGUUUCUUUGGUAUUCCAAUCCGUGGUACUCAUGCUCAUUCAUUUGUAACUAGCUACAGUAAAUCAGAAGAAUUACACGAUCCUACAAUAAAAGAUAAAAAUGGUAAAGUUCAUAAUCUCUUGGAAUUAGCAAUGCAAUUUCGUGAUGAGUUGGGCUACACCACAACUAUUGUAAGCGAAUUAGUUGCUUUUGUUGCCUAUGCUCGUACAUUCCCAAAUGGUUUAGUUGCUUUGGUAGAUACAUACGAUACUCUUGCUUCUGGUGUUCCAAAUUUCCUUUGUGUAGCUUUGGCAUUAAAUAAAAUUGGUUAUAAAGCAGUUGGUAUUCGUUUGGAUAGUGGUGAUUUAUCAUAUCUUUCAAAAGCCACAAGAAAAAUGUUUAAAGAAGUCGGUGAAAAGUACCAUUUAGAUUAUUUUGCUAAAUUCCAAAUUGUUGCCUCAAAUGAUCUCAACGAACCAACUAUCAUAGCACUAAAUAGACAAGGCCAUGAAAUCGAUGUCUUUGCCAUUGGUACUAACCUCGUUACCUGCCAAGCCCAACCAGCUUUAGGAUGUGUUUAUAAAUUGGUCGAAAUCAAUGGCUCACCUCGUAUUAAGCUUUCACAUGAAGCAAAUAAAAUCACUUUACCAGGUAGAAAAGAAGCUUAUCGUUUAUAUGGCGGUGAAGGACAUCCACUUGUUGAUAUUUUAAUUAGCCAAAAUGCCGCUGAUCAUGAAAAACAAAUCCCAGAGGUUGGUAAACGUGUUUUAUGCCUUCAUCCAUUCGAGGAACAAAAAAGAGUUAUUGUUACCCCUCAAAAAGUUGAAAAGCUUCACCAUAUAGUGUUCCAAAAUGGUAAACCAACCAUCGACCUCCCAUCUUUAGAAGAAAUCAGAAACUAUUGCUUUGAUCAAAUUUCAAAAAUUAGAGAAGAUCACCUUCGUAAUAGUAAUCCAACUCCUUAUAAAGUUAGUAUAACAAAAGAACUUUAUGAUACACUUCAUAAUUUAUGGUUACAAUCAGUGCCAAUCAAAGAAAUGAAAUAA
Molecule: messenger RNA, 1824 nt
Organism: Dictyostelium purpureum
Lineage: Eukaryota; Evosea; Eumycetozoa; Dictyosteliales; Dictyosteliaceae
Product: NAPRTase
Exons: 2
Coding region: 1-1824 (607 amino acids)
Biological process (GO): NAD+ biosynthetic process
Molecular function (GO): nicotinate phosphoribosyltransferase activity
Source: RefSeq, a predicted model, not a curated record